UCCCGCCUCCCAGGCCUAGUGCCGCCCGCCUGUCCGCCGGUCUCUGCCAGGCUGUCUGUCCGUCUGCUCUCCCGUCGGUCCGCUGCCCCGGUUCCGCUAGCCCGAGUGCGCGGGUCGAUUCGUCGCUUCCGGCAGCCACAAAUCCGUCUCCUGACCCCGGGCAGCUAAGGCCCCUGCUACGCGAGGCCGGGGAUUGGCAGGGCGCGUAGGCCGCCCCGCGGCGGAUGCAGCCGGAAUAAAGAGGCGGCAGAGAAAGCAGCUGGUCUCUGCUCGGCCCGCGCCUGACCCCACGGGCGGCCUGGAGCAGGUGUCAGGAUGUUGGGCUGGGUCCAGAAGGUGCUGCCCCAGCCUCCAGGGACCCCUCAGAAGACCAAGGAGGAGGACAGAGCACAGCCAGAAGCGGAGUUGGAACCUGAGGUAAAACCAGAACCUGAGCCGGAACCAGAGCCGGAACCAGAAGCGGAACCAGAGCCGGAACCAGAAGCGGAACCUGAAACGGCCCCUGAAGAGGCUGCGCUGGAGGUCCAGACCCUGCCACCUGAGGAGCCUAUGGAGGGGGGAGGCGUGGCUGAGGCAGGCCCUGGCCUUCAAGAGGCCCAGGAAGCUGACCCUCCUCAGCCCACCUUCCAGGCCCAGGUUGAUGCCGCCAAGGUGAACAGCCCCAGCGCCUGGAUGCUGACUUGGUUCUGGAGGGGCAUGGAGAAGGUCGUGCCACAGCCCGUCUGUAGCAGCAGCGGGGGCCAGAACCUGGCUGCUGGCGUGGGAGACCCAGAUCAGGGCGGAGCACAGAUUUUGGGGCGCUGUGGCACUGGGGACCCAGGAUCUGCAGAUGGCUCAGAUGAAGCUUCCAGGACUCAAGACACUGAGUCCAGCCUGUGGCUGCUCAGGUGGCUUGAGCAGAACCUGGAGAAAGUGCUGCCUCAGCCCCCUAAGCCCUCCCAAGCUUGGAAAGCUGAACCUGAGGCUGCUGUCUUGGACCCAGAUCCUCCAGGACCCCCAAUGGAGAGUGAGCCCAUGGAGAACCCCCGCUCCCAGCCCAAUCCUGGAACCCCAGAGCCUGAGGAGGAGCCAGCUGCAGAACCCCAGCCUGGCUUCCAAGCCUCUUCCCUGCCACCACUUGGGGACCCUGUCAGGCUGAUCGAGUGGCUCCUACACAGGCUGGAGAUGGCCCUGCCACAGCCCGUGCUCCAUGGGAAAGCCACGGAGCAGGAGCCUGGCUGCUCUGAGACGUGUGAUGUGCAGACCAUCCGCAUCCUCCCCAUGGAACAGGUGGAGCAGGAUCUUGUCCUGGAGGAGGUGGACCCUUGCUGGGAGGACACCCAGCAGGAAGACAGUGCCAGCCUGCAGGACACGGAGGUGGCUCCGGUGUAUGAAGAAGAGAGUGAAGCCAUAGUGGAGAUGCCCAGGUGGGGAAAACUAGAAGUCCUGGAAAAGGAGUCAGUGCUUGAGGAGGCACCAGGCAUACAGGUGUGGUUCCUAAAGGGCAUAAAAGGGCCCAGUUGUGACAGCCUUGAACCUGGAUUCCCCAAAGUCACACGGAGCAUAAGUGUCCUGCUGGAUAGCUGUUUGGUGGUGCAGGCUGAUGCGGACCAGUGCCAGCUAGACAGGACACAGCCACAGAUAGAAUCGCUCCAGGAGUUGCCAGAGGAAGAGGAGGAGAAGGAGGAAGAGGAGAAGGAGGAAGAAGAAGAGAAGGAGGAGGAAGAGACCAACUCAAUAGUACCAGCCACGAAAGAGCACCCAGAGCUCCAGGUGGAAGACACAGAUGCUGACACUGGCCCCCUCAUCCCAGAGGAACAGGUCCCUUCACCGGAGAGACCACUGCAGUCUCCUGCCAGAUCUGACACCCUCGCUGUUCCUGGCUCUGCUGCAGCAGCCCACAGGAAAAAGCUACCUUCUCAGGACGAUGAAGCUGAAGAGCUCAAGGCCCUGUCACCUGCUGAGUCCCCAGUGGUUGCCUGGUCAGACCCCACAACCCCACAGGAGGCGGAUGGCCAGGACCGCGCAGAGUCCACAGCCAGCCAGAACAGUGCCAUCAUCAACGACCGGCUCCAGGAACUGGUGAAGAUGUUCAAGGAGAGGACAGAGAAGGUGAAGGAGAAACUCAUUGACCCUGAUGUCACCUCUGAUGAGGAGAGCCCCAAGCCCUCCCCAGCCAAGAAGGCCCCAGAUCCAGCCCCAGCCCAGAAGCCUGCUGAGGCGGAGGUGGCAGAGGAGGAGCACUACUGCGACAUGCUCUGCUGCAAGUUCAAACGCAGACCCUGGAAGAUGUACCAGUUCCCCCAGAGUAUCGACCCACUGACCAAUCUCAUGUACAUCUUGUGGCUGUUCUUUGUGGUGCUGGCCUGGAACUGGAACUGCUGGCUGAUUCCCGUGCGCUGGGCCUUCCCAUACCAGCAGCGAGAUAACAUCCACCUCUGGCUCCUAAUGGACUACCUGUGCGACUUCAUCUACCUCCUGGACAUCACGGUGUUCCAGAUGCGCCUGCAGUUUGUUAAAGGCGGGGACAUCAUUACAGACAAAAAGGAGAUGCGCAGCAACUACCUGAAGUCUCGCCGGUUUAAGAUGGACCUGAUCUGCCUCCUGCCCUUGGACUUUCUCUACUUGAAACUUGGUGUGAACCCUCUCCUUCGCCUGCCCCGCUGCCUGAAGUACAUGGCCUUCUUCGAGUUUAAUAACCGCCUGGAAGCCAUCCUCAGCAAAGCCUACGUUUACAGGGUCAUCAGGACCACUGCCUACCUGCUGUACAGCUUGCACCUCAACUCCUGUCUUUACUACUGGGCGUCGGCCUUCCAGGGCAUCGGUUCCACUCACUGGGUUUAUGAUGGCGUAGGGAACAGUUACAUUCGAUGCUACUACUGGGCUGUGAAAACCCUCAUCACCAUCGGAGGGCUGCCUGACCCCCAGACACUCUUUGAAAUCGUUUUCCAGCUGCUGAAUUAUUUCACAGGUGUCUUCGCUUUCUCUGUGAUGAUUGGACAGAUGCGAGAUGUGGUGGGGGCCGCCACAGCGGGACAGACCUACUACCGCAGCUGCAUGGACAGCACGGUGAAGUACAUGAACUUCUACAAGAUCCCCAGGUCCGUGCAGAACCGUGUCAAGACCUGGUAUGAGUAUACCUGGCAUUCCCAAGGCAUGCUGGAUGAGUCAGAGCUGAUGGUGCAGCUUCCAGACAAGAUGCGACUGGACCUGGCCAUUGAUGUAAACUACGACAUUGUCAGCAAAGUGGCGCUCUUUCAGGGCUGUGACCGGCAGAUGAUCUUUGACAUGCUCAAGCGACUUCGCUCAGUCGUCUACCUACCCAAUGACUAUGUGUGCAAGAAGGGGGAGAUUGGCCGAGAGAUGUAUAUUAUCCAGGCCGGGCAGGUGCAGGUGCUGGGUGGCCCAGAUGGGAAGGCUGUACUGGUGACACUCAAAGCCGGAUCCGUGUUUGGAGAGAUAAGCUUGCUGGCUGUUGGGGGCGGGAACCGGCGCACGGCCAACGUGGUGGCCCACGGCUUCACCAACCUCUUCAUUCUGGACAAGAAGGACUUGAAUGAAAUUUUGGUGCAUUACCCCGAAUCGCAGAAGUUGCUCCGGAAGAAGGCCAGGCGCAUGCUGAGAAACAACAACAAGCCCAAGGAGGAAAAGAGUGUGCUCAUCCUACCCCCGCGUGCAGGCACCCCGAAGCUCUUCAAUGCCGCCCUCGCUGCAGCAGGAAAGAUGGGCGGAAAGGGGGGCAAGGGCGGCAAGCUCGCCCACCUGAGAGCCAGGCUCAAGGAACUGGCUGCGCUGGAGGCAGCCGCUCGACAACAGCAGCUGCUGGAGCAGCCGUCCUGGCUUCAGCUGCUGCAUCUGAAUGAACUUUGUGCCUGGGGUGGGGAGUUGGUGUCUCGUGAAUCUCGGGUGCACAAGGCCAAGAGGUCUCAGGAAGCCGGGGGAGAGGAGGGCACUGGAGCCCCAGACCAAGCAGCACCCCAGGAACCACCAGCGCCCAAGGAGCCUCCAGCCGGCAACUCUCCUCCACCAGCCCCGGGGAAGCCUGAGGGAAGCAAGGAGGAGGCAGCCGGGCCCUCGGAGCCCCCAGUGACGAUCCGUGUGAGCCCGGGCCCGGAUCCCGGGGAGCAGACGCUGUCGGUGGAGAUACUGGAGGAGAAGAAGGAGGGACAGGAGUGA
Acomys russatus (golden spiny mouse) is the source of this 4155-nucleotide messenger RNA. RefSeq names its product cyclic nucleotide gated channel subunit beta 1 (gene Cngb1). Gene Ontology annotation, biological process: retina homeostasis; monoatomic cation transmembrane transport. The record is from RefSeq and is a predicted model, not a curated record. Gene Ontology annotation, molecular function: intracellularly cAMP-activated cation channel activity; intracellularly cGMP-activated cation channel activity; protein-containing complex binding. Bases 316 to 4155 code for a protein of 1279 amino acids. The transcript is spliced from 34 exons. Gene Ontology annotation, cellular component: intracellular cyclic nucleotide activated cation channel complex; plasma membrane; photoreceptor outer segment. NCBI's taxonomy places the organism in Eukaryota, Metazoa, Chordata, Mammalia, Rodentia, Muridae.